GGGGUGAAGUCUGAUGGCCAGCCUCACAGCUAAUUAGUUCAGCUCUUGACAAAGGUGGGCCAGCCACAGGAGGAGAGCCGUAGUGAGAGCUUAACAGGGCUCCACACACUGCACUGGAGCCUGCAGGAGAGAGGAGAAGAUUUCCUUCACACUUUCCUAAUCAGAGCUGGGGUUUGUAGAGAAACGCUCUUCCUUACUCCAGAGCAUAGGAGAAGGCUCACAGGCAUAGCAUAAAGUUUCUGCUGGACAUUUGGAACAUGAGAGAUGACUUCCACACCAGAUUCAGAUGAUGACAGAGCCUUUAAAGAUUCUGCGGUGAAUAUCUGUGAUAUACAAGGUGCUUAUUGAAUAUGAUGACACUAAUGUAUUACAAGACAUGAAAACCUUUUGAGGGAUUUGCACAAAAAAACUCACACAAUGAAGACAGAAAGAUGAAUGUUGUUGGAAUGCUGCAUCAGUUUUGGGAGCAAAAACAGGUGAACAGCAGCACAAUGGAGACAGAGAACCUAGUAGUUUAUGAAUCCAUUCCCUCACCAGGACCUCCAUUUAUCUGCUAUGUCACCCUACCAGGAGGGAGCUGCUUUGGCAACUACAAGUAUUGUUACACUAAGGCAGAAGCCAGGCGUGAUGCGGCUCGUAUUGCUCUGAUGAACUCAACAUUCAACGAUUUGCCCUGUCGACGUAUCACUCCAGAGUUCAUCACCCGCAGCAUAGAGGAGGCUGUUGCCACAACCACCGGUAACAUGGAGGAUGCCACAGACCCGAGCACCAGUUUAGGAGCUUAUUAUCUCAUGCUGAAAUCCAACACGGGAAAAACCAUGCUGGAAUUUCAGGAAUUAAUGACAGUGUUUCAGCUGUUACACUGGAAUGGGACACUGAAGGCUUUUAGGGAGAGGAGAUGCAGUCGUCAGGAGGUGAUCAGCUACUACUCUGAGAAACGGCUAGAUGAGUGUCUGCGCAGUCACAUGGCUCUGGACUGGCUGCAGAGGGAGAGGAAGAGGCCAGGUCUGCUCUCGCGUGAGCUGCAGCUGGCCCUCAGAGAGUUGGCCCAGGCUCGGCAAGCCGGCCGAGAGCUCCGCUUCUACAAGGAGAAGAAGGAGAUCCUUAGCUUAGCUCUCAGUCAGGCCUCUACAGAGGAACUCCAGGCCUACUGUGGAGAGGGAAAAGAAGAGUGUUGGAGAAAAGGAGAAACUGCGUUGGCGUAUCUCACGUGUGGGAGCCAGUGUCUGGAAAGUAGUGUGGCAGAUCCGUUAGAACAAUGCGAGUUUUAUUACUUGGAGAGUGGGAGUGACAGAGAGUCAUUGGGCUGAAGUGUGUGUGUGUGUGUGUGUGUGUGUAUUUGUUCAUAUUUUAGUAAGGACAAAUGUGUCCACAAGCAAUGGAAUAUCUAUCAACUUUGACCCUGUGGGAACAUUUGUUUUAUUUUUUUAAACAACUAAAACAUAUAACUAGCUAAAUAUCAAAAUAUUUCCUUUUGGUUAUUGGGAUUAGGGUUAGAUUUAGGAGCAAGAAAAUCAUUAAUUAGCUUCACUAAUUAUGGAAAGCCUUCACAAGGACUGUGAACUAAAAUGUGUGUGUGUGUGUGUGUGAGCGUGUGUGUGCGUGUGUGUGGUAGGUUUUGAGUAAAAAGAUGGACUUUAGAUGCAAAUUCAAGAAAAGAUCCUGUAUGUUGUAUAUUUUCUACGCUUUUCUAGAGUUCUUUUUUUAGUGUACUGUAAUAUGUUUGCAGCUAAAUGAGCCUCUGUGUAAAUCAAAUUUAUUUAGUACUAAAUGCGUUAGUAGUACAUUUAGGGUCUGAAUGUCUGGAGAGCAGCGCCAGCUCUCUUAUUGUUUGGACUGAAAAUGUUAUAACUUGGUUUUCGUUGAGCAAAAAUCAUUUUGUAUUGUCUUGGGAUUUAGAAGGGAAUGUAAAUAAAUGCGGAUACUUUUUGCUUUG
This is a messenger RNA of Hemibagrus wyckioides, 1936 nucleotides long. It is a transcript of the gene lix1, whose product is annotated as limb and CNS expressed 1. Gene Ontology annotation, cellular component: cytoplasm. The coding region runs from base 432 to 1310 and encodes 292 amino acids. NCBI's taxonomy places the organism in Eukaryota, Metazoa, Chordata, Actinopteri, Siluriformes, Bagridae. Gene Ontology annotation, biological process: autophagosome maturation. The transcript is spliced from 7 exons. The record is from RefSeq and is a predicted model, not a curated record.